This is a messenger RNA of Oncorhynchus kisutch (coho salmon), 4726 nucleotides long. RefSeq names its product low-density lipoprotein receptor-related protein 8-like. The record is from RefSeq and is a predicted model, not a curated record. Gene Ontology annotation, biological process: receptor-mediated endocytosis. Gene Ontology annotation, cellular component: plasma membrane; signaling receptor complex; apical plasma membrane. Lineage: Eukaryota; Metazoa; Chordata; Actinopteri; Salmoniformes; Salmonidae. Gene Ontology annotation, molecular function: hormone binding; calcium ion binding; protein binding.
UCAGCCAAGCCAAGGCAGAGCGAGUGAGCGUUGCAUAGCGAGGGGAAGAGGUGGUUUGCUUCGUUCAGUAUUUUUUUAAUGAACAAAACUACGAAUCACCUCUUCUUUUAAAGAUGUGGACAGAAGUCGGGAAGCUAAUGCUUCUACAUGUGUUACUAUUGGAGCUCCACUCCAGCCAAGGGACUCAUACGGAUACGGAUUGUGAAACGGGUCAGUUUCAAUGCAAGAACGGAAGGUGUGUACCUACUCUCUGGAGAUGUGACGAUGACGACGACUGCUCUGAUAACAGCGAUGAAGAAAACUGUCCGAAGAAGACGUGUGCCACCACAGACUUUGCUUGUAAGAACGGCCAGUGUGUUCCCCAGCGGUGGCGUUGUGACGGCGAGCCGGAGUGUGCUGAUGGAUCAGACGAGGCCGAUGCUACAUGCAGUCGACAGACGUGCCCACCUGAGAAGUUUGACUGUGGGGGGUCAACCAGCAAGUGUGUCUCGUUGUCAUGGAGAUGUGACGGUGAAAGGGACUGUGAGAACGGAGCGGAUGAGAACCAAUGUUCCGCAGACGCCAAUGCCUGCCCCGCCAAGGAGUUCCAGUGCCAUAACAGGAAAUGUGUGGCUCCCAUCUUUGUGUGCGACGGCGACGACGACUGUGGGGAUUGGAGUGAUGAGGAGAAGUGUUCCACUUCCCGCUGUGGCUCCCAGGAGUUCCGCUGUAACGACUCGGAGUGCAUCCCAGCUCUGUGGAGCUGCGAUGGAGACCCUGACUGCAGGGAUAAAUCUGACGAGUCUAUGGAGCGCUGUAGUCGCCGAACAGAGCCCCAGAAGCCCCGGUGCUCGGCGGGGGAGUUCCAGUGUGGAAGUGGAGAGUGUGUCCACCUCAACUGGAAGUGUGACGGAGAAGCCGACUGCAAGGACAAAUCUGACGAGGCUGACUGCGCUCUGCUGACCUGCCGUCCAGAUGAGUUCCAAUGUGGUGAUGGGUCCUGUAUCCAUGGAACCAAGCAGUGCAACAGGGUGCACGACUGUCCUGACUUCAGUGAUGAGGCCGGCUGUAUCAACGUCACUAAGUGUGAUGGCCCCAGGAAGUUCAUGUGCAAGAAUGGACAGUGUAUCAAUAGCAGCAAGGUGUGUGAUGCCGUCAAAGACUGCAAGGACUGGUCAGAUGAACCUAUGAAGGAGUGUGGUGUGAAUGAGUGCGCAGACAAAAAUGGAGGCUGCUCUCACAUCUGCAGAGACAGGAGGAUUGGCUAUGCGUGUGACUGUCCCUCUGGAUACCAACUAAUGGACAAGAAGACCUGUGAAGACAUAGAUGAGUGUGAAAAGCCUGACUCCUGCAGCCAGAUCUGCAUCAACUACAAAGGAGACUACAAGUGUGAAUGUUAUCAGGGCUAUGAGAUGGACCCCAGCACCAAGACCUGCAAGGCCGUGGGGAAGAGCCCGUACCUGAUGUUUACUAACCGCCAUGAGAUCUGUCGUAUAGACCUGGUGAAGAGAGAAUACAGCCAGGUGGUUCCCACUCUGAAGAACGCUGUAGCCUUGGAUGUGGAUGUCACCACCAACAAGAUGUACUGGUGUGACCUCUACCAGCGCAAGAUCUACAGUGCGUACAUCAACAAGGCCAGUGAUUCGUCGGAGCAGGUGACUCUGAUUGAGACAGCGCUGUCCUCUCCAGAGGGACUGGCUGUUGACUGGGUCCAGAACAACAUCUACUGGACCGACUCCGGAGAUAAGACUAUCUCCGUCGCCACGGGAGAUGGCAAGAAGAGGAAGGUCCUGAUCGACACUGAGCUGAGCGAACCACGGGCCAUCGCUGUGGACCCCCGACAAGGGUUUAUGUACUGGUCUGACUGGGGGACCCAGGCGAAGAUCGAGAAGGCUGGCAUGAACGGAGUGGAUCGCCAAGUACUGGUGUCAGAGAGGAUUGAAUGGCCCAAUGGCAUCACUCUGGACCUAUCCAACAGGCGUCUGUACUGGGUGGACUCCAAGCUGCACCUGCUCUCCAGCAUCGACCUGAAUGGUGACAACCGCAAAGUGCUGCUCUUUUCCCAGGACCACCUGGGGCACCCCUUCGCUCUCACUGUCUUUGAGGACCGUGUGUACUGGACAGACCUGGAGGAUGAGGCUAUUUACAGCGCUAACAGGCUAACAGGACACGAUGUGGCUACGCUAGCAGAACACCUCAAUAACCCUCUAGAUGUUGUGGUGUUCCACGAACUACGCCAACCCAAAGCUCCAGACAGCUGUAACAUGGGCAGUCUACCUAACGGAGGUUGUGAGUACCUGUGUCUUAAAGCCCCCCAGAUCACUGACCACUCCCCCAAGUACACCUGUGCCUGCCCGGACGGCAUGGAGCUGGGACCAGGCAUGAGACGAUGUGCCAUAGUCAAACCCAAGACAACCACAUCAGCUCCGACCACAGCCACCAGCACUACCACUGCAACUCCUACCACAACCACCACCCCAGCAACCACAACUACCAAUCCAACCACAGGUGCUACUAAAACCACCUCCACCACUACAGAACCAACCACAGCCACACGGUCGACCGCAGUUCCUUCGACAUCCUCCCCUCCUCCUCCCCCCAGAACAACAGCUUUGUGGAGGACCCCUCCCUCCACCUCGGGCCCCCGCUCCACUUCCACACCCCCUCUACUGCCCAACAACAUGCAGAGAGAGAACGCUAACCUCUCCCACCACUCUGGGAAUGACCACUACCUCCUGGGUAACAACAUAACAGUGGCGGUUUUGGGUAUAGUGAUUCCUAUAGUGAUCAUCGGCCUGCUCUGCACCGCCGGAUACCUGAUCUGGUGUAACUGGCGCCGGAAGAACACCAAGAGUAUGAACUUCGACAACCCUGUCUACCGUAAGACCACGGAGGACGACGAUGACGAGAUUCACAUCGGUCGUACUGGAGAGUCGAUCGGCCAUGUCUACCCCGCUCGCGUGGCGCUCAGUCUGGAGGAUGACGGACUCCCCUGAGGGGCACGCCGUGUCUCCGCCCCGUCCCUCCAUAUCCCGGGGUGACCACACUGCAGAGGAGGGGGGCACAGAGAGAGAGAGUGAGAGAGAACCUGCUCAUACAGUAACCUAACCCCCCAAGGACGGGGGGGGUAUAUUUUACUUAUACGUGUAUCCCCCAACUCGUGUCUCUAAAACACAUCCUCUCUCUCUCUCUUACACCUAACUGUAAUGUCCUACUACUUUACUACUAGUUACUACUGCGCUGUCCUCUGCUCUUCUCUUAGCCCCUCGUUAGUUAGGUAGUUCCUGUAGUUAGAUGUAGUGCUGAAUGCUACUGUAUGUCUUACUGAUGACUAACCUCAUUGCCCAUCAGUGCACAUGUAAAUAGAGGCUGGUUCUCCCUGAUUGGACAACUGUACUGUGCCAGCAACAGGGGAAUGGCCAGCUGUAUUUAAUUAUUAUUUUGUUUUGACUUUAUUUAUUGUUUGUGUUUGCUGGUGAAAAUAUGAUCGGGCCAGGCCUGUGCCACUGAGGAUAGGCUAUGCAUGGUUAGAGCCAAGUGGAAUGAGUGUAGGGAUGGGGAUAUUGGGGGGUAUUUUGUGUGGGGGAAGGGGCGUGCCAGAGGGCAGCGCCACAGGAAAAAGCAGCAGGGCAGAACUCGGGUGAGGGAGGAUUGUGGGAAAUCUGCUCUGCUGGCACCCAGAGGUACACAAAAGUUACUAGAUAAUGACCAGGGGGAAGGGACGGGUUGGGAUGGGGGUCGGAGGACGUUUUUUAAACUAGGAAGAUUUGGUGGUACACAUUCCCUGCUGUUGGUCUCUGUAUGAGCAGAGAUGUUUUCUCUCUAACUUUGGAAGACGUUUUAUGGACUCUGUAGAAGAGGGUCCCACUACUGAUUUAAAUGGAAGGAAAAUGACAACCCAAUGAAGAAACAGAACUGAGCACUGGAUUUGUGUUAGAAUCACAGUUUAUGAGUUGAAUACAGUUGUAUAUCAGUCAGGGUAUCCACUAGCUUCCACUACCAUUUCCUGUCUGGUUAGUUCCCAUACUCACGUCUUCCACACUGAGGAUAUAUUUCAGUAUAUUUCAGUUCUCAGUGUAAUAAGGAGUGGCUGGACUACUAUAAGCGGAAGAAAGAUAUAUUUUACUAGAGAAGACAUCCAUUGUUGGAUUUACAGAAUCAGUCUGGGUGUGGUACACUGGAUUGUUUGGGGACUAUCAUCCAUGCAAUAGCAUUCUGUCUUCCAUGCCAUUAGAACCUGCCUAGCAGGUGAUAUCAUCAGGGAGGGGACCUCUGCACCAGCACAGUUAUGGUACUGAAGGAAACAAUUUAUUGUGAUUCUGUCAUAGGUUCAUAAUAAACGAAUAGGUACAGUGGAUAGUUUUGAGUGUGUACAUUUAUGCUCUGCUACUGAACAAACAAACUUGACUAUUUUCUUCUAUAGCACUGGAUAUGAAGGCCCAAUUGAGAGACAUGGCUGUCUAAGCUCUUUCUGUAAGCAAGACUUCACUAGAGCUGUUUAGCUGUCUUCCUGCUGGUAGUCAGUACACUGUCAAGGAUUCAUAUGAGAACCUGCUAACUGAAGGUGUUGACUUCAACUACUCCAUCUUAUUUCUGUAGGAAACACAGAGGCUUUUGGGAAGGAAGUGGGACACAUGCUAGUGCAUGCAUUCACACAGAGACACAGACAUACACACACAGAGACACAGACGUACAUACACAGAAACACACACACAGAGACACAGACAUACACACACAGAGACACAGA